AUGGAAUGUGUUCGACUAAACAGCGGCUAUGAAAUACCUACGAUUGGAUUGGGAACUUGGGAGCUGACUGAUAGGGAAAUCUUCCUCAAUGCACUUGAAGAAGCCUAUAACCUUGGGUACAGACACAUUGAUACUGCAAGCUUCUAUGGAAAUGAAGAUAUUAUUGGGGAGUUCCUAAAGAAGCACGAUAGGAAAGAGUUUUUUAUAACAUCCAAGCUCUGGAACACUGAUCACAGCAAUGUCCUCGCAGCGAUCAACAAGUCUUUGGAAAAGCUAAGUACUGAUUAUCUUGACAUGUACUUGGUCCACUGGCCAGUUAAUCUUAAUGGUCCAUUUGAUCUGAAGAGUGUGUGGACCCAAAUGGAGAAGCUAGUUGAUCUAAAUAAGACAAAAUCAAUUGGCGUGGCCAACUUUGGCAUUAAAAAUCUUACCAAACUCCUAGAAUUUUGUAAGAUUAAACCUGCCAUAUUGCAGGUUGAGCUUCACCCUUAUCUUCCUCAAUAUGAACUAAGAGAAUUUUGCGAGAAAAAUCAAAUCCGAGUUAUGAGCUAUUCUUCUCUAGGCUCAAGUUUUGGAGGCAAGGUGAUUCUAACCAAGGAUCCUGUGCUGAGUGAUGUGGCCAAGCGCCAUAACUGUCCUGUCCAGACUGUUAUUUUAAAUUUUCUUUUAUCGGAAGGGCUGUUAGUGAUUCCACGAUCCAAAUCAAAAGAGCAUCUGAAAACAAAUAUGCAGAGAAUUGAGCUAAAGGACGAAGAUAUGCAGAAAAUAAGGGACAUUAAGACUCGAUAUAGGUAUAUUGACCCCAAGCCCUUUGGCGACCACAGGUUUGACUGA
Vittaforma corneae ATCC 50505 is the source of this 834-nucleotide messenger RNA. RefSeq lists its product as uncharacterized. Gene Ontology annotation, molecular function: oxidoreductase activity. Bases 1 to 834 code for a protein of 277 amino acids. Lineage: Eukaryota; Fungi; Microsporidia; Nosematidae. The record is from RefSeq and is a predicted model, not a curated record. The transcript has a single exon.